This is a messenger RNA of Scutellospora calospora, 2670 nucleotides long. Lineage: Eukaryota; Fungi; Glomeromycota; Glomeromycetes; Diversisporales; Gigasporaceae. The record is from the annotation of a GenBank genome assembly.
AUGAAACAUCUUGCCGCCUAUUUAUUGCUUAACCUUGCUGGAAAAGAUAAUCCCAAGGCCAAAGACAUCAAGGCUCUACUUGAUAGUGUUGGUAUUGAGACAGAUGAUGAGAGGAUUAAAACUUUACUUUCUGAACUAGACGGUAAAAAUAUCAAUGAGCUGAUCGCUGAGGGCUCAUCUAAGCUUUCAUCUGUCCCUUCUGGUGGUGGUGGUGUUUCAGCCAGUGCUGCUGGAGGUGGCGGCGCUGGCGGCGGUGCUGCUGAAGCUGCUCCUGUUGAGGAAGCUAAAGAGGAAGAAAAAGAAGAAUCCGAUGAACUUAUUGUUAUCAUUAAAACUAUGGGAGAACGAUAUAAACAAGUUAUACCAAAGCUAACCUGGACUAAUUCGACGAACGAUUCUGGUAUUUCAAGUAAUUUGUCUGAUUUUACUUUUUGUCACUUUGGAAGUAGCUCUACCAAAGCGCCACAAAUGGGGGGACGACACGAUUUAGGACAUUAUGUAAAGAAACAUCAACUUAAUAAUCCAUUAAUUGCUCUAUCGUCUUCACCGGAUUCAAAUCAAGUUAUCGUUGCGGGUAGCUCAGGUAUUUCAAACAAACAAACAUACAUUUCUAAAUUUCUCCUAUUAAUAACGUCUUGUUUUCCUUCUAUUGAAAAUACAGUAUUGAAAAUUUUGAAUGUAUCUGAUCGUGAAAUCACCGAGGAAUCAAAUCUCAACGUUAGGCAUGGCAAUAAAAAUAGUAAUAUUACUGAUGUUAAAUGGGGUAAUUCUUCCACAAGAAAUAAAGUAGCAACCGCUGCGACAACUGGUUCAAUUUCUAUUUGGGAUGUGGGAAAUGGUCAACCUAGGGAUGAACAAAAAAUAAAUGCCCAUGACCGCGCUGUAAAUAGAGUAUGUUUUAAUCCAAAGCAAGGUGAUUUGCUUUUAAGCGCGUCGCACGAUGGUACAAUGAAAUUAUGGGAUCUGAGAGAGUAUUGUUCAAGACCCAUGAUGACAUUUGAUGGUAAAUGUGAAAGUGUUCGUGAUGUGCAAUUCAAUCCAGCAAGUAUGAAUGAAUUUGUUGCUGCAUUUGAAAAUGGAACAAUCCAGAAAUGGGAUCUUAAAAAACCAAAUCUUAAUGAUCGCAAAUUAAAUGCACAUAUAGGGCCAGUUCUGGCGAUUGACUGGCAUUCUGACGGGAGAACCGUUGCUAGUGGUGGACGUGAUAAGGCUAUUAAAAUAUGGGAUAUGUGUUCUUCUAGUAUAAGACCAAAAGGGACGAUUUAUACUAUGUCUAGUGUAGCACGUGUCCAAUGGCGGCCCAAUAAUCAAUCAGAAAUUGCCUCCUGUUCGUUGCAAGGAGAUAAUCGAAUUUUUGUGUGGAACAUCAAGAGACCUUAUAUCGCAAGUUGUUUCUUUGAAGAGCACUCAGAUGUUCCAACUGGGUUUUUAUGGCAUGAUUCUGAUGUACUUUGGUCUUGUUCCAAGGACAAAUUUUUUGUUCAGCAGGAUAUUAGAUAUUCUUAUCAUCAGCUAGAUUUGUUAAGUAAAUGUGCAAUUGGUUGGAGCGUUUAUGACCAGAUAGCGUUUGCUAUUGAGAAAUCCAAUGACACGCAUUCAGAAGAUCAAAAUAGAUCAAUGCCAUCAAGUAGUCAGUUUCGUCUAAUGCAGAGACGAACUUCUCCCGGUGUUAUCGAACCUCGUAAUGAAGAUAACUACCAAUUACAACAAAAAACCGGUUCUGUAUCUCUUCCAACGUUUGACCCCAAAUCUUUUUCAUACCUUGCUAUAAAUUAUAUUUCCUCUGGUUCCGACAUUUGGGAUAUGUGUGAUCAUAAUGCAAAGGUCGCUUGGGAUGUGCAAAGAUACCGAACUGCUCAGACAUGGAAAGUUGUCCAACUAUUGUACGGAAAGAAAACGCUUUCUGAAAUGAACAAGGCAGAGUCUAACAUCAAAGAUAAGGAAAUGCCAGAAGAACCUCCCUUAAAAAAUUUAUCAUCAGCUACACAUUCUAAAUCACCAAGCGAAGCAAAAGAUAACGAUUUUUUAAAAGAUAAUAGCAACGCUAUAGAUAAACCCAUAAAUCCCGAUGAUGAUUCGACUUCUGACCCGGAAAGUGAACCACCUUCCGAAUACGAACCUGAUCAUUACGAAAAACCUUAUUCUAAUCAAAUUGUUCAGCCAGAGUUCAAGUCUACUUCAUGGGACAAAGAACCUAUAAUGUCACAACUAUUGGAUUAUUAUGCAGAACAGGGUGAUGUACAGAUGUGUGUAACUUUAAUACUAGUGCUUGGAGACAAACUUAAAAUAAAUGAAGAAAGAGUAGAACAAUGGUUUUUUUCAUACGUUGAUCUUUUGCAUCGGUUUCAACUUUGGUGCGCUGCAACUUUUGUAAUAAAAUAUUGUAAUAAUACGACUGUUGGAAUACUGAAUCAGCAAUCCACAUUGAUUAAUACGACAUGCAUUAAUUGUUUUAAACCUAUAAAUGAUACAAUGUGCGAAUAUUGGCUAUGUGCAAGAUGUAAAAAACUAAUUUUAUGCUCUUUAUGUCACGUUACGGUAAAAGGUUUAUAUACUUGGUGUCAAGGUUGUAGUCACGGAGGUCAUCACUCUCAUAUGCAAGAUUGGUUUAGUUGUAAUGAAGAGUGUCCAACUGGCUGUGGUCAUAAAUGUUUAACUUUCCUUGUUUAA